AUGGAGUUCCCUAUGAAGUUGGGCAUAGGGAUGUUCGUGCGACAUGAGAUGGAGCCGUUGGGUGCCGCAAGACAGCCUGCAAGUCUUCAAAGUCGCGUGGCAAUGCCUCAGGUUCGGCAGCUGGUUCGGGGAACGGGCAGCGAGGUUACCGCGAGCGCGUGGAACGGAUCGCGAACGCGAUGGGCGGCCGGCACGGCGGACGGCGCGCUGCAGAUCUGGGAGCGCUGCGACGACGGCGCGGAGCGCGGGCCGCUGAGCCUCUCCGCGAGCUGGCCGUUGGGGGAAAGUGUCGGAGGGGAUAAAGCAGCAGCAGCGCACGUGGUGUGGGCGCCACAGGAAUUCGGGGGAAAGCUGGCUGUGGCGUGUAGGGGGAGCAGCCGCGUGCACAUCUGGGGGAAGGUUGGGGGCGCGGGGGAAGGGGGGGAUGGGCGGGAUAGGGCCACGGGGAAACGAGGGGGGGAUGGGGGAAGUGGGAGCGGCAGGGAAGAGCGGGAUGGGGAGGAGAGGAAUAGAGAAGGCGAGCCGGACACUGAAAUGGGAGGCGGAGGAGGGGGUGAAAAGGGAGGAGGGGCCGAAGCUGACCAAUCAGGAGCAGGAGGAGGUAAUCGGUGGAGGCAGAUGGCAGUGGUGGAUGUGGCGGUGACAUCAGAGGGGAGAAUGGUGGUGCAUCGCUGCAACGACUGCCUCACUCUUUCUCACUGGUCGCUCGAGACUGACGUGGCACUGUUUCCGUACGCUGACGUCAGCAUGGGCAAGGAGCUGCUGUCGCGUGCGAUCAUAGCCGUCCAUCCGUCCACGCGUGCUUUCGGCCAAUCACCCGCGGUUGCCAUUGCCACUUGUGCAGCAGCAGGCAGCAACAAGGGUGAAAGCAACACUGCUAAGGUGUGGGUGCGCAGUGAUCGUUACAUGCACUGGCAUGCCAUAGCAGACCUCCUACCUGCCACCUCUGCAACCACAGCGGCCAAUCAACCACCGCCACCUGUCACCAGCAUCGCAUGGGCGCCCACCCUAGACAGGCCUUUCGAUGUGGUUGCCGUAGCUGCUUCUUCCGCUGUGAAUCUGGUUCGGAUAGACUAUCCGAACCAGCCUGGCUCGGCGCAGCAGUUUACCGAGCCCGAUGAAGCGCAAGAUGCCAUGGGUAUGGGAGAUGGUUCCGAGGCAGGGCGUUACCACUCCAAGCCUUCCAAGGCUGCAGUUCAGGUUCGACAGGUGGCCCGGCUGGCCUCCACCAGUUCUGCGCAGGUGCAUCAAGUUUCCUGGGACCUACUAGGGUCUAGCCUGGCGACAGUAGGAGCGGAUGGUGUGGUAACAGUGUGGAAACAGAGUGCUAUGGGAAAAUGGGUGGGGCAUCCUGUCUACGCUGCAAAUUAA
Molecule: messenger RNA, 1371 nt
Organism: Closterium sp. Yama58-4
Lineage: Eukaryota; Viridiplantae; Streptophyta; Zygnematophyceae; Desmidiales; Closteriaceae
Source: the annotation of a GenBank genome assembly